Anopheles maculipalpis is the source of this 3524-nucleotide messenger RNA. RefSeq lists its product as uncharacterized. The transcript has 6 exons. The coding region runs from base 83 to 3499 and encodes 1138 amino acids. The record is from RefSeq and is a predicted model, not a curated record. Lineage: Eukaryota; Metazoa; Arthropoda; Insecta; Diptera; Culicidae.
AUAUCGUUUCAAGGUGGUGCACCCAUUACUAAAAACCCUUGCAGCGGGACGGCACGGAGGGCGUGUGGUGCAGGCGGCCACCAUGGAGCUGAUACGGAAGAAGAUGAAACCGUACCAACCGUCGGAACAGCUGGUGGUGCGCGAUAGCGUCAGCCUCAGCAUGGACGAGGACCUGAGCGAUGACGUGGAGGACGAGGUGUUUAUACGGGACGGGCGCACCUGUCGCACGUACGAGGAUCGGGGUGCGAAACGGCCACUCAUGGCACCGCGACGCAAGUACGGCAAAGCAACAAGUGGCAAUGGGAGUGCGGGUGGAAACGGGGUGGGUGGCGUGCGGUCGUCGAGCCCCAUCCUCAAGAAGUAUCGCCGCCGGAAGUGCUGGAAGUGUUGCGAACCAUUUUGCUACGGGUUGGCUGCGGUGACUGUGCUUAUCGGACUAAUAGUGUUGGCCGCCCUACUUCUGACGGCUUUCCCACAACCACUGCAAAAGAUCAAGAUAUGGUUUCACAAGGAGUCCGCUUUCAGUAGCGCCGUUAUCCGGGACAAGUUCAGCAGUUUAAUGUAUACUGCCGAUGGUAACACCUACGCCGCUUCGGACGGAAGCAACGGAACGCUGGAAGUGGUCCCAUGCACCCAGAUAACCGUUCAAAACGUAUGGACACGUGUAAUUGCUCGCGUCAACACUGAAAGCCCUCUACGGAAGCUGGACGUGAACGGCGACGGUGUGGACGACAUUAUCGUCGGGUACGGGAUCGACGAGAUGGUAGACGAAGGAGUGAGAGAUUACAUACCCCAGUGUACAUCGCGCAAAACUGGCAUCACCGAUCUGUGCGGCGGUGGACUGUUGGCACUGAACGGGAUCGAUGGUGAAACACUGUGGCAACGGUGGACUUCGUUUACGAUUUUUUCGCUAAAAUGUAACAUCGACAUCAACUCGGACGGUGGCAACGAUUGUGUGGCGGCUGGUCGUGGUGGACUUAUACUGGCGCUCGAUGGACACAACGGUCGUAUACUGUGGGAGCUGAAGGAUUAUUCGGAUUUGGAAAGCUACGCCGAGAUAAGCAUCGAUCUGUACACGAUCAAUGUGGUGCGGGACUUGAACGGGGACGGCAUAUCGGAUCUGAUUGCGGUACACGUGGAAGAAACGCAACGAGCGCACGGUGGUCACAUUAAGCUGAUCUCCGGUGCUACCGGUACAAUAUUACGCAGCAUUCCCACUCCUUACCGGGAGGAAAUGUUUGUUCCGAUACAGGAGCUGGCAAAAGCGGAUGGUUCGGAUGCAUUUCUGGUGGUUACUGGGGGUCAAAAUUCACCCGGCGGUGUUUAUGUACUCAAGCAGGAGAACCUCAUGAAGUACCCGGGGGAAAAUGCAUUCGAACCAAUCGUGCGACUAGAGUCGUCCGGAUUCAUGGUACCGGCCGUACUGACCGAUCUGAAUGGAGACGGUACGGAGGACAUUGUGGUCAGUUCGUUUAACUCGACCGUGUACGCGUUUGAUGGGGCGAAUCGUACACAGCUGUGGACUUUUACGAUCGCUGACUCGGAGAGCGUUAGUUCUAUCGUACCCGGACACUUUGAUCAUGACAAUGUGACGGACUUUAUGGUGAAGUACAACACGGGAUCGGGAUUUCCGAUCUACUACUACUCACAGACGAUGAUCAUAAACGGUACGAAUGGGAAACCAUUUUUGGACAGCUCGAUCAAAGAUUCUGGCGGUCCUAACGGAUUGCUGGGAGGCAUAACUAUUUCUCAAACCGGCGGAGGAGAUUUAUUUCUACAUUGGCAAACACAGUGCAGAAAUCGCACGGCGGACACUACGGAUGAGUAUCAGUUCAUACCCGAAAGCGACGUUAUUCAACAAUCACGUGCGGACACAUGCGCCUUGCGCUACAAUCAAUCGUCAGUCCUCAAGCUGUACGCCAUAACGCGUCACGUGGAGCCUCCGGGAGCGGUCAUAUUCUCGUCCGAUGACUUAACCAUCCGGCUGAACGAAACGGGCACUUCGGAACAAGCACAACCAAGCUAUGUGGCACCGAUGAAGCAUCCCAAGAUGAAGUUGAAGGGACGAAACGAUGGACAGAGCAGUGCAACAAUGCGCAAAACUUCCGCCGAAGCUGCAGCCGUAGGGCAGCAAGCAACGAACCAGGCGGACGUGCAUAUGGAUAAAAAGUUGGCUCCAUCGCAGCAGACCAACCCGGUCGGAGUGGUAGUGGAUGGUCCGGGUCAGGCAGCGGUCCUUGGCAGUAGACGAAAGGAAUCCUUCCGUGGACAGCAAUCCGCAGCAGUGGCACAAUCGAUUGAUACAUUGGCCGAGGAAGAAGCUAAACGGCAGGAGAAGAUGGCACUGAACAACGUGUACAAAAAGUAUAUCCUGAAUGCGAACGAUCAGGAUGCUCAGGUUGGGGAUCUUGCCGGACCGCUUGGUGGGAUGGGUGAGGAGGGUAGAGGUGGUGACGAACGCAAGCCGUACAUUUAUCUUCCUUACGAUCAAAUAGAGCAGGAAGGUCGCAAUCCUUACUUGGCAAAUCAAAUCCCACAGGCUCCGGUUGGUGGUUUGGAUUAUGACUAUGGAACAUCACCGCUGGAACAGGAAGAAGGUCGACCAAUCCCUGCACCGUACAAGCGUCCACGAUAUCGCUCCAACGGUCGAGACGUUCGCAGCAAGUUUGGGGUUUUUGACGACAUAGAGCUUCACGAUCGUUCACUGGAGGAGCAGGUAUUCAACGAGUCCAAUCCAAACUCGCAGAUCGUAAAAAAAGUGCUGCUAAACGAUGAGAUUAUGGAUGAUUUGAAGAAUGCCGAUCUUGGAACCAAGGGUUCUAAAGAGACACUCUGGGAUUUGGAGAUGGAAAAGGAGGCCAAGGAAGCGAUGAACGAUGUCAACGCCAUGAACUAUGAGUAUAAUAAUAAGGCGAGACGUCAAGUCGGAACAACUGUCCCGGUCAAAACGACGACAAGCUCAUCCCCAUCAACAACCAGUCCAAUAGUUGCAGUGCAGAAACAGCGCACCGUUCUUCCAAACGAAAACAUUCUUCCCUCGAUCGCAUCCACGGGUGUACUGCUGAAAUCGGUCAGCAACGCUGGCCGAGACACCACAACGACCGCCGCUUCCACCACACCCUCCACCCUUGUCCCGUCAACCAUCGAUUACGUAUUUGUGAUGAAUAUCCGCGAAUCGGAACAAUAUCCACCAUUGUUUCUCGAUUCCGAUCUAAGCUGUAUACAGGAAAAGAUGCAAGCCUACCGUACGUACCGGAACGAGGAUAUGGUGCAACUGGAGAAAAAAUUCUUUGCCCAAUGUUUGAAAGCACGGUUGCCCGACUUCCUGACACCACAGUUCCCGCGGUUCGAGACACAAAUUAUCGUCACACGGCUAGAGAUUGGAUGUGGCUGCAGUGCCGAUCUGAAUCCGACGCGUGAAGUUUGCUCGAAGCUGCACAGCUACGAGCAGCAAAGGUGGACCCAGUACAUGGGCAACGAAGGGCACGGUCGGUACUGAAGCAGUGCCGGGGAGAAAGAACAGA